Messenger RNA from Plasmodium relictum, 1209 nucleotides. RefSeq names its product conserved Plasmodium protein, unknown function. The coding region runs from base 1 to 1209 and encodes 402 amino acids. The transcript has a single exon. Lineage: Eukaryota; Apicomplexa; Aconoidasida; Haemosporida; Plasmodiidae. The record is from RefSeq and is a predicted model, not a curated record.
AUGAAAAAUAGGAUUUUGUUUUUUUUAUAUCUUUUUACUUUUAUUAUUGAGGGUAUCCAUAUAAGCAAUAAAUUAAUUAUAAAUGAAAAAAAUACUUUAAUAUAUGAAAAUAGUAUACCAAAAAAAAAUAGAGUAAAUAUAUUUAAGAAUAAUAACAGAGGAAAUUACAUAUAUAAUGAAAAAAAUGGAAUUUCAAUAAAAAGAAGCAACUUACUUUAUAUAGGAUAUAAUCCCAAAUUGAAAAAAAACAAACAAGCAAACUUUCAUAAGAAUAUUAAUAAGUUAUAUGCAGAAAAUUAUAAAAUUAAUUUAACUGACAAGCCAGUAAUUGAUGAUGUUCCUCGAAAUGUAAAGGGAAGAUUAAAUGAAUGGAUAAACGAAUUCGAUGAAAAUAAUACUUUAGGUUUUUUUCCAAUUUUAUUAGAAGAAAUGUCUAAUGAGCCCUCACCCCUCCAAAUAGGUUUUGAAGAUUAUAUGCAAUUUAAUGGAGAAAAUGUCGAAGAAAUAUUUAAAAGUAUGACAAGAGAAGUUAGUAUAAAUGGAGAGAAAAAGAAAAUAUUUGGUAUGUGUUUUUUUAAUCAUAAAACUGGUGUGCUAGCUCCAUUAGCUAUUUAUGCAGAAAUAAAAGAUGUAACUAAAGUGGGAAAUAAUUUAGCUGUUAAAGGAUUAGUAAGAGGACGUAUAAUAAUAGAUGAAAUAAUAAGUCAAGAACCAUGCAUUUUAGGAAAAAUAUCACCAAUUGAAGAUAAAAAAGGAUUAAUGGAUGGUGAAGAUAGUUUAAAGAUUGUUGAUGAAGUUAUCAGGAUUCAUUCUCAGUGUACAUUGAUGGAAUCACAAUUAAUGGAGCAAUUAGACCAAUCAUUUGCAUCAAUGAACAUAAAAUUAAGAAAUGAUUUAAAAGAAUCUGUUGAUGCAAAAUUGGAAAAAUUCCAAAUUGAUCCAUCAGAUAUAGAGCAAAGACAAGCUUUUAUUCAAAUUGUAUCUUUUGCUGCUUUCGAUUUUCAUUUAAUGAUUGUUGAUAGAUAUGAUGCUUUAAUGCUUCAAAAUUCAGAAGACAGAUUAAGAUUUGUUAGAGAUAAAAUUAGACAAAAACAAAAGCAAUUAGCUAUCAUUAAAAAUACGCCAAAAGAAAAAUUACAAGAGAUAUUAGAACAGGUACAAAAUUUAAGAAAUCAAAAUAUGCCACCAGUAAACUUUCCUAAAACAUAA